Messenger RNA from Acanthosepion pharaonis, 894 nucleotides. The record is from the annotation of a GenBank genome assembly. NCBI's taxonomy places the organism in Eukaryota, Metazoa, Mollusca, Cephalopoda, Sepiida, Sepiidae.
AUGGCUUCUAAAAAAGAUUCAUUGAAAGAAACAGCAAAGCCUAUAAAUGAUAAGCCACCGGAUAAUGUCGAGAAUCAGUUUGGAGAGGCUUCGUCUAUCGAUAAAGUUACUUUAAAUAACACGAUAAUCUCUAUGCGUUCUACAGUGAAGAAGUCCAAAAUACGAAUUCUUGCAAAAUUGAUUCGUCACAUUAAACAAUUAAAAUCUAAAAUAAAUGAAAAACCAAUUAAUACAGAAAAGAAUAAAAGAAAACUUGCAAACUUACUUGAAGAAAUGAAAAUAAUCAAGGCUUUAAAGCCAGACACAGUAUCAAGAUUUGUAUUGGGUAAUACCUUUACUUUUGUAGAGCUUAAUAACAAGGGUUUUCAAUCGACAGAGGCUCGUGCACUUGCUCGUGGCCAAGAGUCAUCUGUCGAGGUUCCAGAAGAAGAGAAUAAAUUAGAAAAGGUGGAUCAGAAGAAUGAUGAUGAACCUGAGUUCACAGUAUCUGGCAAUCACUCAAUGUUUUUGUCAUUGUCAGGCAGUGAUGUACAAUCUUUUAGAGAUGGAAGUGGGAGAAGAGGAAGAAUGAAUUCCCAUUCUCCUUAUUCUGAGUUCAGAAGACAGAAACCCAACUCUCAAGGACAUCAGAAUCCUGGUUAUCGAAAUAAUUUUGUACAAGGACGUUUUUCAAAUAGAGGAAGAAGAGAAAAACCAUCUACAUAUCCCCUAACAAAAACAUUUAAAGAAUCAAAGGACACUACAUUAAAGAAUACACCAAAGCAAAAACUCUUGGACAAAAGCAAUUUUAGUGAUGAGAAACUGCAUCCAUCAUGGGAAGCCAGCCGCAGACGGAAAGAACAGGCAGCCAGCAUCUCUGUUUUUCAAGGGAAAAAAGUUAAAUUUGAUGAUUAA